UCCAUUUCACAGGCCUGCCUGCUCUCCCUAACGAUCUCCCUCGUCCCCGGGCCAACUCGGACAGUUUGCUCAUUUAUUGCAACGGUCAAGGCUGGCUCGUGCCAGAACAGCGUGCGUGCGCGCGCGCACACACGCGCACACACGCGCGCACACACACACGCCGGGGAAAACUUUGUUAAAAAAAUGAAAGCCUAGACUAGCUGCUCAGCGGCCCGGGCGCUGCGCGACGGGUUCGGAGCUGAGUCCCCGCGGCAGGAAGUCCCUCGGGUCGCGACGCCCGGCCCCCGCUCGGCGCCCCCGGGGGAUGGUGCAGCGCCCGCCGCCCGGCCCCGAGAGCUGCUGCACGGAAGGCCGGCGACGAUGGCAGCGCGCCCGCCGCCCGCGCCCCCCGCCCGCGCCCUCCUGCUCGCCCUGGCCGGGGCUCUGCUGGCGCCGCGCGCAGCCCGAGGGGUGAACUUGGGAAGCAGGUUCGUACCUUCCGUGCAACAGGCCAGCAUGAGGGACGGGAGAGGAGCUUAUGAAGUGGUCAGUGCCUCUCUUUUGAACGGAGACCCAUGGAACCCAAAGAAGAACGCCGACUCAAAGAAUCAUCCAGGAGUGUUGAAUUUUCGAAUACAACUGGAAAGCAAAGAACUGAUCAUAAAUCUGGAAAGAAAUGAAGGUCUCAUUGCCAGCAGUUUCACGGAAACCCACUAUCUGCAAGAUGGCACUGAUGUCUCCCUCGUUCGAAAUUACACAGGUCACUGUUACUACCAUGGACACGUGCAAGGCUAUUCUGGUUCCACGGUCAGUCUCAGCACUUGUUCUGGUCUCAGGGGACUCAUUACAUUUGAAAAUAGAACCUAUAUUUUGGAGCCAAUGAAAAAUGCAACCAACAAUUACAAACUCUUCCCAGUGGAGAACCUGCAAGGCACCUGGGGGUCCUGUGGCUCGAACACAUCGGGCCUCACCGCGCAUGACAGGCUCCCAGCGCCCUCCCAGACCUGGACAAGAAGGCAAAAAAGAGAGACCCUCAAGAUGACCAAGUACGUAGAGCUCGUUAUCGUAGCAGACAACCGAGAGUUUCAGAGGCAAGGAAAAGACCUGGAAAAAGUCAAGCAGCGAUUAAUAGAGAUUGCUAAUCACGUUGACAAGUUUUACAGACCACUGAACAUUCGAAUCGUGUUGGUGGGCGUGGAGGUAUGGAAUGACAUCGACAAAUGCUCCAUAAGCCAGGACCCGUUCACCAGCCUCCAUGAGUUUCUGGACUGGAGAAAAAUGAAGCUUCUACCUCGCAAAUCCCAUGACAAUGCACAGCUUAUCAGUGGAGUUUAUUUCCAAGGGACCACCAUCGGCAUGGCGCCCAUCAUGAGCAUGUGCACGGCGGAGCAGUCCGGGGGAAUCGUCAUGGACCAUUCUGACAGUCCCCUUGGUGCGGCCGUGACCCUGGCACAUGAGCUGGGACACAAUUUCGGGAUGAACCAUGACACACUGGAGAGGGGCUGUAGCUGCAAAACGGCUGCGGACAAAGGAGGCUGCAUCAUGAACCCUUCAACCGGGUACCCAUUCCCCGUGGUGUUCAGCAGCUGCAGCAGGAAGGACCUGGAGGCCAGCCUGGAGAAGGGCAUGGGCAUGUGCCUCUUUAACCUGCCCGAAGUUAAGCAGUCCUUCGGAGGCCAGAAGUGUGGGAAUGGGUAUGUCGAAGAAGGAGAGGAGUGUGACUGUGGGGAACCAGAGGAGUGUCUGAAUCUCUGCUGCAACGCCACCACCUGUACCCUGAAGCCAGAUGCUGUCUGCGCACACGGGCUGUGCUGUGAAAACUGCCAGCUGAAACCUGCAGGAACGGCGUGCAGGGACUCCAGCAACUCCUGUGACCUCCCGGAGUUCUGCACGGGUGCCAGUCCUCACUGCCCGGCCAACGUGUACCUGCAUGACGGGCACAUGUGUCAGGGGGUAGACGGCUACUGCUACAACGGCAUCUGCCAGACGCACGAGCAGCAGUGCGUCACCCUGUGGGGACCAGGUGCUAAACCUGCCCCCAGGAUCUGCUUCGAGAGAGUCAACUCUGCAGGUGACCCUUACGGCAACUGCGGCAAAGACUCCAAGAGUUCCUUUGCCAAGUGCGAGAUGAGAGAUGCUAAAUGUGGGAAAAUCCAGUGUCAAGGAGGCGCCAGUCGGCCAGUCAUUGGUACCAAUGCUGUUUCCAUAGAAACAAAUAUCCCCCUGCAGGAAGGAGGUCGGAUUCUGUGCCGUGGGACCCACGUGUACUUGGGCGAUGACCUGCCGGACCCAGGGCUGGUGCUUGCUGGCACAAAGUGUGCAGAUGGAAAAAUAUGCCUCAGUCGUCGCUGUCAGAACGUGAGUGUGUUCGGUGUUCACGAGUGUGCAUUGCAGUGCCACGGCCGAGGGGUGUGUAAUAACAGGAAGCACUGCCACUGCGAGGCCCACUGGGCGCCCCCGUUCUGUGACAAGUUUGGCUUUGGAGGAAGCACGGACAGCGGCCCCGUCCGACAAGCAGACAACCAAGGUUUGACGAUAGGAAUUCUGGUGACCAUCCUGUGUCUUCUUGCUGCUGGAUUUGUGGUUUAUCUCAAAAGGAAGACAUUGAUACGACUGCUGUUCACAGAGAAAAAAACCACCAUUGAAAAGCUAAGGUGUGUGCGCCCUACCCGGCCGUCCAGGGGUCCCCAGCCCGGUCAGGCUCACCUCACCCACCUCAGCAAAGGCCCAGUGAGGAAGCCGCCACCUUGCAACACACUUAAGGACAAUACCAGGAGAUUGCCGCAGUGUCAGCACGUGGACAUCAGCAGACCCCUCAAAGCCCUUGACGCCCCUCUGCCCAGUUCUCCUCAGCGAGGGCUCCCGCCCCUGCACCAAGCUCCUCGUGUGCCCUGCGUCCCUGCCAGACCCCUGCCAGCCAACCCUGCACUCAGACAGGCCCAGGGAACUCGUAAGCCAAACCCUCCUCAGAAGCCUCUGCCUGCAGAUCCUUUGAGCAAGACCACCCGGCUGGCCAGCGCCUCCGCCAGGACCCUGGGGCAGCAGGAGUCCGGGCUCCGCCUGGCGCCCAUCAGACCUGCUCCCAAACAGCCCCAUCAAGUGCCCAGACCCGCCCACACCGCCUAUGCUAAGUGAGAAGCAGGCCGACACCUUUGUUCUACAGUGAAGACAGAAGUUUGCACUAUCUCUCAACUCCAGUCGGAGUUAUUU
This is a messenger RNA of Hippopotamus amphibius kiboko, 3189 nucleotides long. RefSeq names its product ADAM metallopeptidase domain 12 (gene ADAM12). The coding region runs from base 361 to 3114 and encodes 917 amino acids. The record is from RefSeq and is a predicted model, not a curated record. Gene Ontology annotation, molecular function: metalloendopeptidase activity. The transcript is spliced from 23 exons. NCBI's taxonomy places the organism in Eukaryota, Metazoa, Chordata, Mammalia, Artiodactyla, Hippopotamidae. Gene Ontology annotation, biological process: proteolysis.